Entelurus aequoreus (snake pipefish) is the source of this 792-nucleotide messenger RNA. Its product is annotated as putative SCAN domain-containing protein SCAND2P. Bases 1 to 792 code for a protein of 263 amino acids. Lineage: Eukaryota; Metazoa; Chordata; Actinopteri; Syngnathiformes; Syngnathidae. Gene Ontology annotation, molecular function: zinc ion binding; nucleic acid binding. The transcript has 2 exons. The record is from RefSeq and is a predicted model, not a curated record.
AUGAGACUCGGACAGGAGGAGCGGCCUUUCGCCCUGGGCCAACAGUUGAGAGACGCGGCGACCAGAUGGCUACAACCCGGAGGAAUAGAGGAGGUGAUCGAGCAGAUCAUCCUGGAACAAUUCCUGGAGGGAAUCCCGGCGCGCACAUCAGCGUGGGUCCGCUACCACCGGCCACAAAGCGUAGCAGCGGCGGUAGCCUUGGCGGAGGACCACCUGGCCGUACACCGGGAGAAGGGGAAGGAGGAGAAGGCUGCAGGAGGAGCGGAGCGGCCAGUCCCGGCGCCGCGCAGGAUGCGGGCGCAGCCAGCCGAAGGAGCCCAGCCGUGGUCACGGCCACGAUACAACCCAAGUCUGCUUUCUCCUCCUCAGGGCCAGGCCGCUGCGGACACUGCGUUUCCCCCGCAAACGGCGCCUCGAAUGCCGGGGCAGGUGUGCUGGAGGUGUGGGCGGCUAGGACACCUGCAGCGGGAAUGUCCAGCGAUGGAAGUGGGGCAGGUGAUCCGGGUUGGCGACCCUCCAGCACCCUCCCCCUGGCCAGGAGAGACAUACUAUGUACCGGCGGACGCGUCGGGCAGAGGACUGGGAGCCGUUUUAUCCCAGCAGCAGGGGGCACCGACCACCCGGUCCUGUACAUCAGCAGAAAGUUAUUGGAAAGGGAGGCCAGAUAUAGCACGGUGGAAAGGGAGUGCCUCGCCAUCCGGUGGGCGGUCGGUGCCCUCCGGUACUAUCUGCUGGGACGCCCGUUCAGCCUCUGCUCAGACCACAAGCCCCUCCAGUGGCUCCACCGCAUGA